Messenger RNA from Perkinsus marinus ATCC 50983, 726 nucleotides. RefSeq lists its product as hypothetical. The coding region runs from base 1 to 726 and encodes 241 amino acids. NCBI's taxonomy places the organism in Eukaryota, Perkinsozoa, Perkinsida, Perkinsidae. The record is from RefSeq and is a predicted model, not a curated record. The transcript has 6 exons.
AUGAGUUUCGACGAAGGAGAUUGGAGUCCCAUGAAGCACGUUGACGGUGACAGACUUGAAGGUUUCAGAGAGAGUUUGCCCCAGCGUGCUGAACGCUCUGAGGAGUUGAAGCAUCAGAUGGAGAAGGUGAAGGAGUACAUGGAUAAGUUGUCGAAGGCUCAGUCUGAGGUGGCCCGUUUGUUCGAGGAGCAGCUCGUCGAUGAGGCUGGAGACAGGGAAAGCGACCAUUUCCGUGAAGCUUGCAAGCUGUUCAUGACUCAAGCUGAAGCCUGGCGUAAUGCGGUCGAGAGUGCUCAGCCUAAGAUUGAUCGUGCUCUUUCUAGGGCCGACAUGGUUGCUGCUCAUUACAGACAUCUGGAGGGCGCGGAUGACUUGAGCGAUAUCGAUCGUGCUACUGCUAUGAAGGUGUAUCAGUCCGUGGAGUGCCCUGGCGCCGACUAUGCUAAGCUGCUGGUUCCGUAUUCUCGCUUCCUUGGUUUCUGUGCUCCUGCUAAGCAUACUGCUGAGAUUCUCGUCAAGGAUGUGCCCAGUGAGGUUCGCCGCGGAAUGAAGGACGUUCCCCAACCUGUUGUUCUCGCUGAGCGUUCUACUGAUCACGAUUCGGACAGCUCAUCGUCUUCCUCUUCUAACAACGUCAUCACCGUCGUGAAGGCUCUGACGCUUCGAGUCAUCACGAGCAUGAAGAGCACCACCACGAUGAUGACAAUGUCCAUCAUGGACGAGUAA